Molecule: messenger RNA, 369 nt
Organism: Iphiclides podalirius (scarce swallowtail)
Lineage: Eukaryota; Metazoa; Arthropoda; Insecta; Lepidoptera; Papilionidae
Source: the annotation of a GenBank genome assembly
AUGCCGGUGGCAAAGAGUAGCAUUCCAAAAUGGGGCCCCACGGCCGCCGCCCCUAUUACAUUCGAACGAAACCUGGAGCGAAGCCCAAGCUCAGAAGGCAACCAAAGAGAACAGUUAGUUGUGCGGCGCGGUAAUGGGCUGCGCCGGGCCGUGCACGGGGCGGCUUUUAAACGAGAAUUGAAUUAUUGCACGUCGCGCAUUUAUCAGCGGCCCGUGAAUAAUCGCCCGGAGAAGCAACGGUCGCCCCCCGAAGGACUCAAUUUCGCGUUCAAAAGCGCGCUCCGUCCGCAAUUUCGGUUGCAUUCGCACCCCGAGAUCGAUGGAGUUGGCGCGAUAGCGGCGUUUAAGGGCGACGAAAGAUUUUGGCGC